Molecule: messenger RNA, 5293 nt
Organism: Neoarius graeffei (lesser salmon catfish)
Lineage: Eukaryota; Metazoa; Chordata; Actinopteri; Siluriformes; Ariidae
Gene: apbb1
Product: amyloid beta (A4) precursor protein-binding, family B, member 1 (Fe65)
Exons: 14
Coding region: 138-2357 (739 amino acids)
Biological process (GO): regulation of DNA-templated transcription
Cellular component (GO): nucleus; cytoplasm
Molecular function (GO): transcription factor binding; amyloid-beta binding
Source: RefSeq, a predicted model, not a curated record
UCUUCUGGAGUGAUCGAAUUUAGUGGAGCAGCUGUGAUUGUAGAGGCGUGACGGUUUUUGUUUUUGCCGACUUAGUAAUCGUAAAUGGUGCAUAUUGAUGAAGAAUAUUUUAUAAAAGAGGUGUCUAGUUCUGUGCCAUGUCUUUGGAGAGCACAUCAGACCUGGUUAACGAGAACACGUGUGUAACCUCCUCACUGAGCCUUGAUCUGCACUGCCCACACGGUGCUCUACUGGACACAGAGCUAGGCCUUAAAGGCAAAGCUAAAGGCUCAUCCACUUCUUCUUCUUCCAAGAGCCGCCAUAUCUACGCCAGCACCACCUCGUCACAGCUCCUCACCGGCAUCAUGGGUGGCCGGGACGAUGACGUGUCUCACCGUGAGGAAGAGAGGGCAAGGAAUCAAGAAAACGAGCAAGGUCAUUCCAUCUCUGGGAGCAAUGCCAAGUGGAUGAAGGAAGGUCAGAACCAGCUGCGCAAAGUCGCAGAGCAGCAGCAGGACCUCAACAGAAAUCCAGACCAGAAUCUAAACCUGACGGAAAACGAGAACGAGAGUCCAGACGUGAACCCAAACCAGAACCGCACGCUCGAGGAGCAAGAGCAUGAUGUGGAGAACAAUAAGAACCUGAAGGUCCUCUGCUCUGACAUAGACAUCAGGAAUGCUGCCAAUGAACCUCUACUGAUCGAUACCUCUGAGAUUCCCAAGAGUAAGGAGCAAGAGGAAGAGGAGGAAGAGGACGAUGAGGAAGAAAGCCUACCUGCCAGUGGUGGGGAGAAAGACACAGAUUCCUCUGAAGCACAGAGCAGCAGCGAGUCAAGGAAAAGCGGUGAAGGAGGGAGCAAGAACAGAUGUUUACUGUUCAGCAAGAAUGGUGCUCCCAGUGACGAAGACUCCAGCUGUAUGUCUCUGUCUCAGGGGAGUACGGCCACCAGCACUCCUGAUGGAGAUACAGAGUCUUACUGGGAUCGCAGUGCAUUUGAGACAGACACAGACCUGCCUGCCGGGUGGAUGCGGGUGCGGGACACUUCUGGCACCUACUAUUGGCACAUUCCAACAGGCACCACGCAGUGGGAGCCACCAUCUCCGAUGGAAGAGGGUGCGGUGCCAGAGAGACCAUCAAGCACCUCCCCUGCAAUUACACCCUCUGAGGAACCACAGAUUACAUGGACUGGUGUACCUCGUCAGAAUAGAUUCAAUGAUGACUUGUGGAAGGAGGAGGAUGUAACUUCUGAUCAGAGUCUAAAGGAAUUUGAAGGGGCUACUCUACGCUACGCUUCCAUCAAUCUCGGCUGCGCUCAGUCAGAGGGAGAAGAGAAACCAAGUUCAUACAGCACUGAUGGAGAGGCUAAGUGUUUUGCUGUGCGGUCUCUGGGCUGGGUGGAGAUAUCUGAGGAAGAGAUGGCACCUGGCAAGAGCAGCAUUGCCGUAAAUAACUGCAUCAGACAGCUCUCUUACCACAAACACAACCUGCACGACACAGCUGGCAUCUGGGGAGAGGGUAAGGACAUGCUCCUGGUGCUAGAGAAUGAGAUGCUAAAUCUGAUUGAUCCUCUGGGACAAACCCUUCUCCACUCGCAGCCUAUAGUCAGCAUCCGUGUGUGGGGCGUCGGCAGGGACAACGGCAGGGACUUUGCCUACGUGGCUCGAGACAAGCUAACCCAUGUUCUGAAGUGUCACGUGUUCCGGUGCGACACUCCUGCCAAGAACAUUGCCACCAGCAUGCAUGACAUCUGUUCUAAGAUUAUGGCCCAGAGGAAGUCUUCAAAAUCAAGUCUGAACAGACUGAACAUUGAUCCCUCCAAACUAGUGGACAUUCCGGUUCAGGAGUUCCCAGCACCAAAGAAUGAGCUGGUCCAGCGUUUCCAGGUGCGCUACCUUGGUAAUGUACCAGUGGCAAAACCAGUAGGUAUGGAUAUUGUUAAUUCUGCCUUGGAGAACGCACUUGCCUCAAGAGACAAAGCAGAUUGGAGUCCUGUGACUGUGAAUGUGGCCUCUGCUACUCUUACUAUUCUUAUUUCAGAUACUGAGGAGGUUCUGUCAGAGUGUCGCGUGCGCUUCCUGUCAUUCAUGGGCGUAGGGAAAGAUGUACAUACUUUUGCCUUCAUCAUGGCUGAAGGCCCUGGAGAUUUCAUCUGCCACAUGUUCUGGUGCGAGCCCAAUGCUGCCAGUCUGAGUGAGGCCGUGCAGGCUGCAUGCAUGCUGAGGUAUCAGAAGUGUCUGGAUGCCAGGCCCCCCAGCAGUAUCUCGUGUCUGCCUGGCCCUCCCGCGGACUCUGUCGCUCGCAGGGUGGGCUCCAGUGUUAAGAAGGGUGUGCAGAGCCUGCUGGGAACAUUCAAGAGAUCUGGAGCUCAGACACCGUGAGAAAACGAGUCCUCCCCACAGUGGCUCUCAUUUCUCCACCUCCCUCCUCACCCCAGUUUGUCCUCCACCUGUCAGCUGUAGAUCUCAAUCAAGCGUGGAACACACAUUUCAUUUCUCCUGGCCUCUUCAGAUGAGCUCAGGUUUCCCUGCAUUUCUGUGUCGUGAGUUGUAUGAAAGUACGAACAAGACAUGAUUUUAGAAACACAUGUAAUUGUUACACAAUAAUUACGCCAGCACUAUUUCACACUUUGGUCUAGAUAGAUAGUUUUGCAUCUCAUUACUGAUUCUUCAGCAACGUCUUUCUUGGGGUUUGAAAGCGAUUUGAGCAUAUGCAAUGUCUGUCUCCUUAAAAACUGGACCAAAUUGUCGUUAUCAAAAUGUACACAAAAUAAUGCGGAACGAUACGCUUUUUAAAAACACUAAAACUAGCACCAGUAACAUCACUACAGUUAAUGUAAUGCGCUGUAUGUACUGUAACACUGCUGUUGCAACAGGUUUUUAAAUCUUGAAAACAUGACUAUGUUUAAAUAGAAUGGAUGGAUGGAUCUAAAGUUGUGUGCAUAUUUUCCACUACAGAACACAUUGUGUGUUUAGGAUGCUUUCACACUAGACUUUUUUUUUUUUCUCCCUCCCCCCUCUUUUCUUCAACUGCAAACAUGUUUUGCACAUAAUCCUAUGGGAAGCAGCGACAAAAUGCACUGCUUUAAAAAAAAAAAAAAAUUGCCACAAGCGUUGUUUUUGGUCCCAGAAGAGCAUUUUCAAAGUAGAGUGACAUGAAACCACUCAACUACUCAGAUUGCAAGUUGAGGGGCAAAAGCGAGACAUCGCAACCACAGGGGGAAAACCUUGACAGAAAAAUGUCUGGUUUGUGAACAGAUAUAUGGAGAUUUACAUCAAAUCACUCACUGUUUUUGGGAUGCAAUGUGAUGUCCCAUUUUAACUGUGGCUGCAUGCAGUAAAGUCACACAAGUAGUUUCUCUUCUUGUGAAUUUUUUUGUUUUGUUUUGUGCAACCAACCUCCUCAUUCCUAUAAUUAAAGAUUAAGCUUUAUUUGAUCUUAUAUGCUGACAAUAAUCAAUCAAAUCUAAAUGGCAAGCUUGUCUAGUUAGUUAUCGUAGUUAUUAAAAGGACCGGUAAGAGUGUCAUGGUUGGUGUGCAGCCGGUUUUAUUAUUUUUUUUAAAUUCCCCUGUAACAGCACAAAAAGUCCACUAGCCAGUGAUUUUUUUUUUUUCCUGCAAAAAAGAAAAGUGUGAAAGCACCCUUAGCAUGUAGUGAAUCAUAACUGCAGAAGACCUAGACUAUAAAUCUACGCUGUAUAUGACACAACUGACCACAUGUAGAUGUGACCUUUUCAGUGCAUUUUAGGUUUAUUAUUUACACGUUCUGAUGGUUUUAUCUGACUGGAUUUAUUUAAGCAGAUUAUUUAUAUACUCUAAAAUAGCAUUACUGUAUCAUAGUCUUCCAAAAGGAACUGGCUCAGCGAAGAGCCCCUGGAUAUUUCACUAGUUUAAAUGGGCAUUAGUGAUGAUAGAUUUUUUUUUUUUUUGGUAGGAUUUUUAAAGGAUUUUAAGUUGUGUUCGUAGAAUAUUAUGUUUAAUUUCCCUGCUGGAUGGGAAUUCUGUUUUUUAGACAUGUGAGGUCUCACCACUGUGUGGUUUCUGUUUUUUUCCUUAAAAAAAUGAGUGACUCUAUCAUUUUUCUGAAUGUGUACAUGUCAGCCUUCACCGGGUUAGCGAGAUCUGAUCUGGAGCAGAAAUGAGAGAUGAUAACGCUUUAAUCAUGCAGUAUAGGUGUAGGUAUAGUGAUGUACAGGUAGAGGGCGCUCUGUGCUUUCCGUUGGUCUUGUACAAUAUUGUCAGGCUCAUUUCUCGAAUGGUUUCUUUGUGAGUCGUGUGUAUUUUAGAACAGAAAAAAAAAGAAUUUCUCAUAUACACUUGAAAGAACCAUGUGUCACUGAUUUGUCAUGCGUGUAUAUACAGGUUAUACACUGAUCUUUCUCCCCCUCUCAUGCACCUUUUGUAAUAUAAUUCACCAUGACUUGCCUCGUCGUUUGGUUCUAAAACCAGUAACAGCCAUUGACGAACAUCACAUCCUACGAUUACUCGCUGAAUGUUAUUGUGUAUAUAAACUAAUGUAGUAAUAGUAGCAGAAUGCACCCAUAUCCAGUAGCACAUUUCUCCGAAUACAAACAGGUUGUGUAAACUGUAGUUCACCCACAGAUGCUUUUUUUUUUUUUAUAUAAACUGUUCUGUUGGCUUGUGAAUAAGCCUUAGCUUUUAUCACAGCUGCUAAAGAAAGAAUGUUGUAUGAAAGGAAAUGGAGUUUUUUUUUUUUUUUUUUUUUUAAUAAACCAUAUCACGGUAGCUUGCACUGCAGUUGCUCGACGGAGUAAAAAUGUGUACGUGGUUGUCUCCGCGUUUCCUGAAUAAACUAAGGGACUGUAGACCUCGAUCACCUCGUGUCAUGGAGAUUGGUAACACCAUGGAAUAAGAUCUAUGUAUUGUACCUUGAAAAUAAAUGCUAGUUGUUUGUUUAAUCCAUUUUAGGAAAAUCUGCAUUUUAAAAACUUUUUUUUUUUUGUUUAAAUUUAACUGAAGAAUGAAUGAACGUGCCAAAGUGCACAAAGCCACCAUAACCAACCAGCCAGCCAACUUCAUACUUCUUGAUGCAUAAUAAAGCCAUCUGUGAGCGGGUUAUCUGGAUAGGUGUGUGCGCUCUGAUAGUGCAUUUUCUCAUGUGUAAUAUGCAAAUAUUAUUCAAGUGUUUAGUGUUUCUAGAAUGCAUUUAUGUUUAAUUCAGCAAGAGACCAUUUCUUUUAUUUUGUUAUUGCUUGUUUUGAAUUGCUUUCUUAUAAUGUAAAUUAGGUGUCAUGUACUGUAUAUACAUAUUAAUAUGAUGUCACUUGACAAAAUAAAAGUUACUGUCUGUCUCCUCA